AUGGAUGACUACAUGGGUUGGAAGUUGGAAUGGAAGGACCAAUUUUGCUGGCAGACGUGGUUUGAUGUUCUUUGGAAGGAUCCAUCUGGGUGCACUGCACCAGUCAGCGAUUUCCAAGGACACGUGUGGCACCCUGCUUGCUUCAAGUGCGAGACAUGCCAGCAGCCAAUCGCGGGAACCUUCGCGCGCAUCAACGGCAAGCUCACUUGUACCGAAUGCCGCGAUCAGGUGCUGUCCGCGGAAAAGGACGCGGCGGCACUCAAGGAAGUGCGUCCUUUGGACGAUCUGCCCAUCUGCCGGGGGUGCAAGAAGCCCGUGCAACAGCAUGAGGAUUGCCCGUAUUUCUGCGACAGAUGUGCCGAGCUCGAACGAUCGAAAGGUGAGGAGCACCAGACCACCGUGAGGAACACCUGCGCAGUGUGUGGUGAGACAUGUGACGAGGAGGAGGAUGCAUUCCAAUUGCUGGAUGGUGGCAUUCUGCACUGGAAAUGCUUCAAGUGCUCCCGUUGUGGGCGCAUGGAGGAGAAGACCAGCGACUCAACGCAAAUGGCACUGCUCCGCAGCAAGGUGUGCAACGCCAUCAAGGGCAAACAUUACUGUGCCACUUGCAAUGGCUCUGCUGAAGCACCAGGUGAUUCCUGCGAAGCACCAUCCAAAGGCUACCCAUCCCCUGCCACCGUUCCGGAAGCCCCAGCUGCUUCCACACCGGCGACCGCACCGGUGGCGGUUUCAGCGGAGCCUGUUGAGAGUAUACCGCAGGCGGUUUUAGCUCCUAUGACGCUGCAGGAGCUUCAAGACCCCAGCAUUUGGAAGGAGCGCGGAGUCGAGGCCACAAGCCGAGAACAGAUGCUGAGCGACGCUGACUUUGAGAACACCUUCGGGAUGACGAAGGAGAACUUUGGCAAACUUCCUGCUUGGAAGAAAGGGCAGAAGAAGAGAGAGGUGGGGCUUUUCUAA
This is a messenger RNA of Durusdinium trenchii, 957 nucleotides long. The record is from the annotation of a GenBank genome assembly. Lineage: Eukaryota; Dinophyceae; Suessiales; Symbiodiniaceae.